AUGAAAGCAGGGCCGUCGGGGGCGGCGCAUGUCACGGUAGCAUGGGAUUCCGCGGCCAAAAGUACAGAGGACACGCUGCAUCUGGCACAUCUCACGCACGCGGUGCUGGCAAAUGUUGAAGAGAAGAUCAGAAUCGAAUUUUCGGAGCUUCGCCUAGAUCAUGGGAUCGCGGCAGAACACCUGCGCUGUAAAGCUUACGUGGGGCCACAGGCGGCCUUGACCGAAGGGGAUGGACCCGACAAGUCUCGGCUGCGAGAGAUUCGACUGGAAUUUUCUGGGCCCAAGGCUGUGGCUGAGGUGCCCAUUGGCAUCCCGCAUGCGCAAGAGCCCUGGGCCAUCCGCAUCAAACUGUACAGGCGACCGGCCAGCAACCUUUUUGCGCAAGAGAUCUGGUAUGAGGUGGUGGCACACCUCCCUCUGUCCAAAUCCAGGGUUUCACUCACUUCGGAGAUCAAGGGCAGAUAUGGAGAUGCCAUGCUCGAGGUGCUUCGACUGGUUCCCAGAUCUGCACUUCCCAAGCUGCAACAUGCAGCAGGUGGAGUUCUGACGCAAGCGAUUUCCGCUGGGGUGGAGGCCAGCGAUGUCGAAAAGAUUUGUUUGGGUCUCCGUGAGCUUGGGCCGGAGACCAUGACUUCAAGUGAAGCAGGGCAUGCCCUGGAGGCAGCAGCCAAGAUGGGCAACCGCCCCGUGGUGGAUCUGCUGCUCAUGCAGGGUGUCCCCGCCACCCUGCGCGCCGCCCACGCGGCUGAGCAGGGAAAAGCGGGGAAGCACUCUGCAGAGAUGGCCAAGGACCUGUUCAUGGCCAGCCAACAAACCCAGAAGCUGGAUUUGCUGCCCCUGGCCAUUGAGGAGCGCAUGCCCCUUGUGGCCGAGCGGCUGCUGUUGGACGGACUGGCGAAACUGGACAGCCUGCCAGGCGACGGGUCCUUCGCCCGCAAGGCCCAUGCCGCGGGAGCCUGGACGGUGCUGGCGGCACUCUUGGAGCGUGGAGAUCCUAUGCCGUGCAAACCACGACUUUUGUUGGACUAUGCCCUGCGUGCUGGUCACGCGGGGCUUGCGAGAUCAUGCUUGAAGCACAUGGGAGAGGAUACCAAGGACAUGGACACAGCCCUUCGCACCUGUUUGGAUCAUGGGCGCACGGAAAUCGUGCGCGAAGCCUUGGAGGUGAUGUGGAAAGCACGGUCGAGUCAAUGGUCUGACGGUCCUCCCUUGCUCACCCUGGAAGUCGGCCCAUCGGAUCAGCCGGCAGAAUGCAGCAUUUGUUUUGAGUCUCUAUACACCAAUCCAGGUGUUUUUGUCAACGAAGAGGGCCUCCGUGUUUGUGGCCACUUUACCUGUCUCACCUGUGCCGAGCACGUCCAAGACGAAGCUUCCGAACGCUUUCGGGCCUGGCGCACGCGCCGUGAGCCGCGGAUCCCGAAGCCGCCGGGGCCGGCGUGUCCCUUGUGCCGCGCGAGCUUCGCGGCAGCGCUGCGCUUGACGGAUCCCACGGUGGAUCCGAAGAGUUUCUUUCGCCUGGCCUGUGUCUUAGAGCCGGGUGAGGACAUUGUGUUGAAGGAUAAAUAUGCCAUGAGCGCCAUCGAAGCGAUCCUGCCGGUGAACGCCUCCACCUUUGCACCAAUCUUUGAGGAAUUAUGGCCUCAAUGGUGUGCUGAUUGUACAGACGGGAUGAGAGAGGCGGAUUUCCUUCGGCCAGAUGGCAUGUUGGCUUGGUUGAGUAGCCAUUUGCUUGAGAUGAAGGUGGAGGGGCAGCUAGGUGCCCCUCCCAAAUUGUCAGAUACAGAGAGUUGGUUCCAAUACUUUGACUACCACGGCAAUGGACGCCUCUCUAAAUCAGAGUUGCUCCGGGGUAUUGUCAAGGCAUACGACGUAGCUCAGUUGGUUCCAGCCACAACACCUUCGCGCAAGUCGCGAACCAUGGGAGCCAUCAAACUCAGAGAAUUGGUGGAUGCGCUUUGGGAUGAAGACCGUUGGGGUGCCGGUGGCAUUGGAUUGGAAGAUUUCGCUGGGAGAUGUGGUUUGGCCCAGCGACUUUUGGAUGCCAUGCCUGACUACAAAGCUCCAGUGGUGCGAACGGGACAGCCCGAACGCCUAAGUGUGGACGAGGCGCUGGCCAAGGCGAGACAAAGUGACUUUCAAACCAUCGAGGAAGAUGAGGCUCGAGCCAAAGAGCGUGCCGAGAAGCAGCGGCGGCAGAUCGCCCCGGCGUGGCUGGUGAAAUCAAUGACGGAUGAUGUGCUGAAAUCAGCUGGGAAUGCAACCCUCCGGGGAGAUGCCGCCACGACAGAGGAAUGGAGCACAGGUCCUUUUGGCGCAGCUCUUGGAAGCGGCGCAGGAAGAGAGGCGCGUGGGUGCCACCCAGCAG
This is a messenger RNA of Cladocopium goreaui, 2365 nucleotides long. Lineage: Eukaryota; Dinophyceae; Suessiales; Symbiodiniaceae. The record is from the annotation of a GenBank genome assembly.